Molecule: messenger RNA, 918 nt
Organism: Aureobasidium melanogenum CBS 110374
Lineage: Eukaryota; Fungi; Ascomycota; Dothideomycetes; Dothideales; Saccotheciaceae
Product: WD40 repeat-like protein
Exons: 5
Coding region: 1-918 (305 amino acids)
Biological process (GO): protein import into nucleus; positive regulation of TOR signaling; COPII-coated vesicle budding
Cellular component (GO): nuclear pore outer ring; COPII vesicle coat
Molecular function (GO): protein binding; structural molecule activity
Source: RefSeq, a predicted model, not a curated record
AUGGCUCAAGUUAUCUCGAAUUCCGGUCACGAUGAUAUGAUUCACGAUGCUGUUCUCGACUACUAUGGACGUCGCUUGGCAACCUGCUCAUCCGACAAGACAAUCAAGAUCUUCGAGGUUGAGGGAGAUUCACACCGCUUGGUAGACACGCUCAAGGGACAUGACGGCGCUGUUUGGUGUGUCUCAUGGGCACACCCCAAGUACGGCACCAUCCUAGCUUCUUCAUCCUACGACGGCAAGAUCUUUGUCUGGCGCGAGCAAAACAACCAAUGGCAGCGCAUCUACGACUUCACUCUUCACACCGCCAGCGUCAACCUGAUCGCCUGGUCACCGCCAGAGCCCGGCUGCCACCUGGCUUGUGCCUCGUCCGACGGCUCCGUCUCCGUCAUCACCUUCAGCGACAAUUCCUUCUCCCACUCCAUCUUCCCAGCACACGCUAUGGGCGUCAAUGCCGUCUCAUGGAGCCCCUCGCUUCUUCCCGCACAGCUCGCUGCUGCCCAAACUCCCCAAUCCCAACCACAACCUCUGCGCCGCUUCGUCACCGGCGGUAGCGACAACUUAGUCAAGCUUUGGGACUUCAACCCUCAGACCCAGUCAUACAACAACAUGUGCACUCUUGCCGGUCACUCAGAUUGGGUUCGCGAUGUUGCAUGGUCACCCACCCCACUCUCAAAGUCAUACAUUGCCUCGGCCUCGCAGGACAGAACUGUGCGCAUUUGGACGUGUCAAGCAAACGCCGACCCAGCCAAUUCGUCAAGCUGGCAGAGCACAGAGCUCAAGUUCGAUGCUGUUGUCUGGCGUGUUAGCUGGAGUCUGAGCGGUAACGUCCUGGCUGUCAGUGGUGGUGAUAACAGAGUCAGCUUGUGGAAAGAAAGCCUCAAGGGAGGAUGGGAUUGCGUCAAGACUAUCGAGGAGUAG